AUGAGCCAGUUGGUCGUCAGGCCAGGACGCAAUGCCGCCCGACAGGCCAAAAAGCUCAAGGAGAUUCGGAAAGUCAAGAACGCAAUUACCUGGCACGAGCGGGAACGCAAGAAGCGACAGGAACUCAAACAGGAACGAUGGGAUUCCAAGCAAGCCGUUAUCCAACGUAUAAUGUGGGAGCAUGAGCACGUCAAGGGUGUUAGGAAACAGGCCUUGGCCAAUGCAAAGGAAGACUGGAAGCUUGGUCCCUUGAGGCCAAAUCGCGCCAUUGGCCCCGACGCUGAGAAAUAUGGUGCCCUCAAGGCUGCCCAGAUCCAGAAGCCCGAGAUACCUGUCAAGACCCAGAAAAACCGAAAUGCUGUCAGGGAGAAGAAGGGCCUGGAAUUGGAGUAUCCGCUAGUCGUCGACGAUAAGAAAUACUUCCCGAUUGUAAAGGAUGAUCGUGUCGUGAUAUUGAAGGGGAAGGACGCGGGUAAAAUUGGUACUGUGCAAGAGCUCGUUCCGAGAACACACGAGGUUGUCGUUAAAGACAUGAACAUGCAAUAUUUUGACACCGCCGUGUUCAACGCCGCUGCCGAAGGCAUGGGGCCUAAGAUAGAGAAUGCUUUGCCUAUGCCUCUUGAUAACGUACGCCUGGUGGUACCUGCCGAGAUACAGAAAGGAGGCAAAAAGUGCUUCGAGGAUGUUGUGGUCGAGAAGAUCUUCAUGGAGCGACAUACAACCGGCAUUGACCCCUACACUGGCACCGAUUACGGCGACAGCGAGAUCCCGGAAGCACAUCAAUAUGAUCCUCGAACUGGUCUCCCCAUAUUCCACCGAUACAUUGCAGGCACACGGCAACGACUUGAAUGGCCAUGGGAACGUGAAGAAGAGAUCAAAGAUAUCGAUAUCACGAAAGAGUCAGAGACGGACAAGCAAACAUGGCUCAGAAAAACCAUAGCCAGCAUAAGCCAGCCGCUCACCAGUUUGAGUCGCUGGCGAAGCAAGAACAACGAGGACCGAGCUCAACAGGACGCAUCGAAGGACCUGGCAACUGGUAGCAUUGAAGAGAAGUUUUCUGAGAUUCAGAGGAUGGAGCAAGAUAGAUUCAAGGCUGCGACCCCAAGAAGCAUGGAUCCCAACUAUCCCGGAGCCUAUGACGUUGAUACAACGCGCAAUAUCGUUGAGGGAUCAGAGUCCAUGGCUUAUACGCUCGUUGCACCACCUUUCCCCGACACACUUGGUGAAGAACUCCGCGGCGAUAUUCACGAAUUCUCCAUCAAAUCAAAGAAGGAAAAGGGCCCUGAUGCACCGCGCCCUAUCAAGAUUGCAAGACACUCUGAGCAGGGUGUGCUUGCACGGGAGAUUGCAAAGCAACAGCAGAGAGCUGCGGACGCAAUGAAGACACCCAUGCAACUGAGGUGGGAGCUCGAACAUCAGAAGAAGGUGCAGAGCCAGAAGGAGAAGCCACUCGUGGACCAAGAAAGCUUGCUGGCGGCGUUGGGUCAGCACAUGCAGAAGAGUGCUACAAAGCCGUAUCUGGGAAAGAAGCAGAUUUCCAGUCAAACAGCCGAUCUCGAUUAG
Alternaria postmessia is the source of this 1563-nucleotide messenger RNA. RefSeq lists its product as uncharacterized. The coding region runs from base 1 to 1563 and encodes 520 amino acids. Gene Ontology annotation, biological process: translation. NCBI's taxonomy places the organism in Eukaryota, Fungi, Ascomycota, Dothideomycetes, Pleosporales, Pleosporaceae. Gene Ontology annotation, molecular function: RNA binding; structural constituent of ribosome. The record is from RefSeq and is a predicted model, not a curated record. The transcript is spliced from 2 exons. Gene Ontology annotation, cellular component: ribosome; mitochondrion.